AGCGGCCAGGCCGGCGGGCGGGCGGGCGGCUGCGAGCAUGGUCCUGGUGCUGCACCACAUCCUCAUCGCUGUUGUCCAAUUCCUCAGGCGGGGCCAGCAGGUCUUCCUCAAGCCGGACGAACCGCCGCCGCCGCAGCCAUGCGCCGACAGCCUGCAGGAUGCUUUGCUGAGCCUGGGCUCCGUCAUCGACAUUGCAGGCUUGCAAUGGGCUGUCAAAGAGGCCCUGUCAGCUGUGCUGCCCAGAGUGGAGACUGUCUACACCUACCUGCUGGAUGGGGAAUCCCGGCUGGUGUGUGAGGAGCCCCCCCAUGAGCUGCCCCAGGAGGGGAAAGUACGAGAGGCUGUGAUCUCCCGGAAGCGGCUGGGCUGCAAUGGACUGGGCCCCUCGGACAUGCCUGGGAAGCCCUUGGCCAGGCUGGUGGCUCCACUGGCUCCUGACACCCAAGUGCUGGUCAUACCGCUGGUGGACAAGGAGGCCGGGGCUGUGGCAGCAGUCAUCUUGGUGCACUGUGGUCAUCUGAGUGACAGUGAGGAGUGGAGCCUGCAAGCCGUGGAGAAGCAUACCCUGGUGGCCCUGAAGAGGGUCCAGGCCCUGCAGCAGCGCGGGCCCAGCGCGGCCCCGGAAGCGGUCCAGAAUACUCCAGAGGGGGCGGCGGGAGACCAGAAGGUUGGGGUUCCGUACACAGACCAAGACCGAAAGAUCCUGCAGCUUUGCGGGGAACUCUACGACCUGGAUGCCUCUUCCUUGCAGCUCAAAGUCCUCCAAUACCUGCAGCAGGCGACCCAGGCGUCCCGCUGCUGCCUCCUGCUGGUAUCUGAGGACAGUCUCCAGCUUUCCUGUAAGGUGAUUGGAGAUAAAGUGCUGGAGGAAGAAAUCAGCUUUCCGUUGACGAUGGGACGACUGGGCCAGGUGGUGGAAGACAAGAAGUCUAUCCAGCUGAAAGAUCUCACCUCUGAAGAUGUGCAACAGCUGCAAAGCAUGUUGGGCUUCGAGGUGCAGGCCAUGCUCUGUAUCCCUGUCAUCAGCCGGGCCACUGACCAGGUGGUGGCCUUGGCCUGCACCUUCAACAAGCUCGGAGGAGACUUAUUCACAGACCAGGAUGAGCGUGUGAUCCAGCACUGCUUUCACUACACCAGCACGGUCCUCACCAGCACCCUGGCCUUCCAGAAGGAGCAGAAGCUCAAGUGUGAGUGCCAGGCUCUUCUCCAAGUGGCAAAGAACCUCUUCACUCACCUGGAUGACGUCUCUGUGCUGCUCCAGGAGAUCAUCACAGAGGCCAGAAACCUCAGCAAUGCUGAGAUAUGCUCUGUGUUCCUGCUGGAUCAGAACGAGCUGGUGGCCAAGGUGUUCGAUGGGGGCGUGGUGGAUGAUGAGAGCUAUGAGAUCCGCAUCCCGGCCGACCAGGGCAUCGCGGGCCACGUGGCGACCACGGGCCAGAUUCUGAACAUCCCGGACGCGUAUGCACACCCACUUUUCUACCGCGGUGUGGACGACAGCACCGGCUUCCGGACGCGCAACAUUCUCUGCUUUCCCAUCAAGAACGAGAACAAGGAGGUCAUCGGUGUGGCCGAGCUGGUAAAUAAGAUCAACGGACCAUGGUUCAGCAAGUUUGACGAGGAUCUGGCGACAGCCUUCUCCAUCUACUGUGGCAUCAGCAUCGCACAUUCCCUCCUAUACAAGAAAGUGAAUGAGGCCCAGUAUCGCAGCCACCUGGCCAACGAGAUGAUGAUGUACCACAUGAAGGUCUCUGAUGAUGAAUACACCAAACUUCUCCAUGAUGGGAUCCAGCCUGUGGCUGCCAUUGACUCCAAUUUUGCCUGUUUCACCUACACUCCUCGCUCUCUGCCCGAGGAUGACACCUCCAUGGCCAUCCUCAGCAUGCUGCAGGACAUGAAUUUCAUCAAUAACUACAAAAUUGACUGCCCGACGCUGGCCCGGUUCUGUUUGAUGGUGAAGAAGGGCUACCGGGAUCCACCCUACCACAACUGGAUGCACGCCUUUUCUGUCUCCCACUUCUGCUACCUGCUCUACAAGAACCUGGAGCUCGCCAACUACCUCGAGGACAUGGAGAUCUUUGCCUUGUUUAUUUCCUGCAUGUGUCACGACCUGGACCACAGAGGCACAAACAACUCCUUCCAGGUGGCCUCGAAAUCUGUGCUGGCCGCGCUCUACAGCUCAGAAGGUUCUGUCAUGGAGAGGCACCACUUCGCUCAGGCCAUCGCUAUCCUCAACACCCACGGUUGCAACAUCUUUGACCACUUCUCCCGGAAGGACUAUCAGCGCAUGCUGGACCUGAUGCGGGACAUCAUCUUGGCCACAGACCUGGCCCACCACCUCCGCAUCUUCAAGGAUCUCCAAAAGAUGGCCGAAGUGGGCUAUGACCGAACCAACAAGCAGCAUCACAGCCUCCUUCUCUGCCUCCUUAUGACCUCCUGUGACCUCUCUGACCAGACCAAGGGCUGGAAGACAACGAGGAAGAUUGCAGAGCUGAUCUACAAAGAGUUCUUUUCCCAAGGAGACUUGGAGAAGGCCAUGGGCAACAGGCCGAUGGAGAUGAUGGACCGUGAGAAGGCCUACAUCCCCGAGCUGCAGAUCAGCUUCAUGGAGCACAUCGCAAUGCCCAUCUACAAGCUGCUGCAGGACCUGUUCCCCAAAGCAGCAGAGCUGUAUGAACGUGUGGCCUCUAAUCGCGAGCACUGGACCAAAGUGUCGCACAAGUUCACCAUCCGCGGCCUCCCAAGCAACAACUCGCUGGACUUCCUGGACGAGGAGUACGAGCAGUUUUCUCAUGACACUCUUCUAAGUUGCUGGAUGGGUUUACCUGGAUCCUCUUGGCGGCUGGCAGAUGUACCACCAAGGGAAGAAGCUAGGCAGUAGAGUGCGGUGGUGAAGGAUGUGGUGUCUGCCAUCAGGCAGACCUGGAUCAAGUCUCUGCUCUGCCAGUUCCCUGCUGUGAGACUGUGUGUGAGGCACUUACCUUCCCUGAGUCUCAAUUUCCUCGUCUAUACAAUGGGAAGAAUGGUAAAUCUUCUUGAGGCUGUUGUGAGGAUUAAAUGAGAAAAGGCAGGAGAGCCUUUGGCCACUGUAAAAGCUGCCAGCUGUGGAAUUGCAGGGCUCUAUCAGGGUGCAUUUCUGGGAAUGAGGAGCAUUACUUCAUUUUUGGCAAAAGCUGAGGGGUCAGGGGAGUGGUCCCAGGAAGAAAGCUUCAGUCUCAGAUACAGAAAGGGCAGGUUCAAGAGUUUGAAAGAGGUAACUGUGGCAUUCUGGGUUAGUGUAUUGAAUUGUGUCCCCCAAAAGAUAUAUUAAAGGCCCUGGACUUCCCUGGUGGUCCAGUGGUAAAGAAUCUGCCUUCCAAUGCAGGGGACACAGGUUCAAUCCCUGAUCGGGGAACUAAGAUCCCACAUGCCGCAGAGCAACUAAGCCUGCGUGCUGCAAACCACAGAGACCACGCACUCCGGAGCCUGUGUGCCACAACUAGAGAGAAGCCCGGCUGCCGCAAAGAAAGCUCCCACGUGCCUCAACAGAGAUCCCGCGUGCCGCAACUAAGACCCAAUGCAGCCAAAGAAAGAAAGAAAAAUAAAUAAAUAAAUAUUUUUUAAAAAGAUAUAUUCAAGUCCCAUCCCAUCCCUCGGCACCUGUGAAUAUGACCUUAUUUGGAGAUAGGGUCUUUGCAGAUGUCGUUAAGUUGAGGUCCUUAUGAGAAGAAGGAAAUUUGGACAUAGAGACACACAGGAAAAUGGCCGCGUGAAAACAGAGGCAGAGAUUGGAGUGAUGCUGCCGUAGCCAAGCAGCGCCAAGGAUUGCCAGCAACCACAGAAGCUAGGAGAGGGUCAAGGAAGAUCCUCCCCUAGAGCCUUCGGAGAGAGCACGGUCCUGCCAACCCUGUGAUUUCAGACUUCUAUCCCCCAGAGCCCCAAGAGAAUACAUUUCUUUUGUUCCAAGCCUCCCAGUUUGCGGUAUUUUGUUACAGCAGCCCAAGGAAACAACACAGUGGGUGAGGCAGGGGGCAGGGUACUUCAGCUCACAGGGCACAGAUGGAUUGGAGGGAGGAGGGGACAUAACUGAUCAUCAUUUUCAAGCUUUGGUGUCUUGGGGCCAGCUGGCAGGACACCUAAUCACUGAAGACCAUCUGGGACAUACACACAAAAGCCUAGCCGUCUUGCCUCAAAAUGGGACAGCUCUGCAAUACAAUCCAUGAUUUAUGCUCCAGGACCUCCUUCCCCACCGGGCUGAGGCUAGGGUCCCCUUAGACCACAUCUGUCCUCAGUUCUUUCCCCUUUCCUGUCCUGCUUGCCUCACUCCCUUCCAGGUUGUUUCUGACAGACACUCCCAUCCCCAUCAACCAUGUGGCCACCAUCACUCAGAGUGGUCAGUACACACUUCCCCAGGCCCAGUCAUGUGCUGCCUGCUGGGGGGUGGUGUUGGUGCAGAAAAUUUAAGGCAGGUCCCUGCCCCGAGGGAGCUCACAGUAACCUGGGUGAAACAUUAAUUUAUUGAUUAAUCAACUAGUUAAUUAAUUAAACACACAUUUGUCGAAAACAUACUAUGUGCCGUCCCUGGCUGGGCAUUGGAAAGGCUGCAGAGAGAUCAACGAAACAGGCCAACAAGCUUGUAGAGGGAUAGACAAUCAAACUGGGAUAGGCUGGGGCCUGGGACCCUUUACUGCAGUGCUUGCACCUGGAUAAACGUCUCUUCAAGCAACAGAAUACAAAGAAAACAUAAAGACUAAAAGUAACUACACGCAUGCGCAGUUGAGGCAAUUAGAACCAACAGGCUACAAAAAGGCCACAAACCAACUGCCAGUUGGGAGGUACCAGGAGCAAAAGCUCGGGACUGCGCGUGAUCCCUGCACACAGCACCACCAAGGGGGUGGGCAGACCACCUAAGCCACCCCUCUGGCCUGACCCACUCAUCCGCCGCUACCCUCACCCCAUGUAAGGGACCAGCCCUCCCUCCUCGGGAGCGAGCAAGGGCACCUGUUACUUGUUUUCAUUCCCUUGUGCCUCAGCACGAGUCCCAGUAAAGCCUUGCUUGCAUUCCUCAUCUGGCUUCUUAUCAAUUUCUAUUGAUUAAAGAGUCCAAGGACCCGAGGAGGUAACAUAACAAACUCACAAGCAAAUGUAGAACUGUAACAAUGCCAGCUGGGCCAUUAAGGAAAAGUAGAUGUUGCCACAAGAGCCUUUGACAAGGGGAUUUGACCUGGUCAUGGUGGUCAGCGGAGUCUUAACAAAAGGAAGGGAGGCCGGGCUAAGACAUCAGGUGGUAAGAGUUAACUAGGCAAAGAGGGGAGGGAACAGCUUGUGUGGAGAGGCCCGGUGGCUGGAGGAAGCACAACAAGAAGAAGGGACUUCAGCA
Messenger RNA from Lagenorhynchus albirostris (white-beaked dolphin), 5356 nucleotides. RefSeq names its product phosphodiesterase 2A (gene PDE2A). Bases 38 to 2878 code for a protein of 946 amino acids. Gene Ontology annotation, molecular function: protein homodimerization activity; 3',5'-cyclic-GMP phosphodiesterase activity; 3',5'-cyclic-AMP phosphodiesterase activity. Gene Ontology annotation, biological process: positive regulation of gene expression; negative regulation of receptor guanylyl cyclase signaling pathway; regulation of mitochondrion organization. The transcript has 31 exons. The record is from RefSeq and is a predicted model, not a curated record. Lineage: Eukaryota; Metazoa; Chordata; Mammalia; Artiodactyla; Delphinidae. Gene Ontology annotation, cellular component: perinuclear region of cytoplasm; cytosol; nucleus.